UGUUCGAUUCAUUCCAUAUCCAUAUACGCCGUGACACCUCUGGUGAUACCUGCGUCAACUUGCUUACCAAACUUGGCUAUCCUCCAUAGCUGACCGUCUCGAUCACCGGAAUUCGUGAAUGCAAUGCCUGCCUGGCCACGAAUACUCGGCUCGUCCUCGUCCUCGUCGUCUUCCAACACCCCUCCCCGUGGCCAACUACUAGACUCGACCGAUGCCGCGUCCCGCUCCGGCACCCGGAUGUCACCGCACAGUCGCUCGAGGUCCCAUCACGUACCCUUGAAUCGAAGUCCAGGCCCUGCCAUGAGACGGAGCGACGGAGAUCUACUGGGCACCGCCGAAGCCGAAGCCGGUCGGAACAUGGGCGACAUGGGGACAUCGAGACGCAACGGCCCUGGGGGAAUGCCAGCGUCGGCGGAGCUGAAAACGGGACAGUGCAUGUGCUGCGACUCUACCAUCCGCUGGCCUUCGAAUCUGCCGAAUUUCCGCUGCACAAUAUGCAUGACCAUCAAUGAUUUGACUCCCGCAAAGCCUGCGGUAGCGUCGCCAAUAUCUCUCGACACUGUGAGGACCAUCAUCGAGACAUCGAAAAUGGACUUCCUUGCCGAUCAAGAGCUACAAAAUCCACCGGUAACUGCUGAAGAUAGCUCACGUAGUCCUCCGGCUUUCGAGGCGUCGGAACGAGCCAAGGAGGAAAGAGUGGGAGGAGGGCGGCCCUCAAAGCCCGGGUCGGUUCUUGAUGAUUUCCCACCACCUCCUUCGAGACCGCCGCCACCUCCUCCACCACUCGACGGAGCAGACUUGCGGAAGCCACACAUCCCCGAGUCGCGGGCGGGAUACCCUGCAGCCGUCUGGGCCAAGCGUCAUGCAACAAAGCUCUUCCAACCUCUGGAGAGCUACCUCAAGGCCACUUUCGGGAACUGUGAAUGUCUAAACGCAAGUUUUGUGGAUAGAAAUGGCACAGAACCCACUGGUCCUGCAACCGAGGAGAUUAUCCCACCCAUAAAGGCAACGGUCGAAGUCGACAUACCGGUUACACAGACUCCAUGCGAGAAAGAAACAUUGAUGUUGACUGUAGGGAGGGCUGUCAGAAGGGAGCGAGCAAAUUCCCGUAAUGAAAGGGGAUCUAAAACUCAUGAAUCCCGCCCUAUCCUCCGAGCACCUCCUUGUAUAGAUUGGGAUCAGGCUAGAGAGUUCUAUGAAUUGGUUUUAAACACCGGGAACGACGCGUUGGCGAUGAUGCCUGCGAGUAACGAACUUCGUGACGAACUGCAGUACGCCAUCGACGAGGCGAGGGUUGAUAUGUUAAAGACCUUACUCAGGACGACAGAAAACAUUCUUAAAAGGCCCGGCAGGCCACUCAAACGCCUGGAGGACACCCGAUUCUUACUCGUCAUCAUUGCAAAUCCACUGCUAUAUCCUGGAGCUGCUCGUUUUGGCUCGAGUCGGCCACCGCCGGCUCCCAUUUCAUCGCAAACUCAGCCCGCAUCUCGGGUCCCACCUAACUCGGCACAGCGGAGGGCGUCACAAGCUGGCAAAGAUGCGAUCAUGGGGGGGCCUAGCUAUCAUUCCGGCAUCCUCAAGCGUCUGUUUGGGCUCUUGUCGAAUCUCCCGAACGAAUGUCACCAUUUCCUGAUAACCUGGUUCAGCGUCAUGCCGGCGAGACAUUUCCGUCGGCUUGUCGAGCUCGGAGGCAGCUUUACUACAUAUCGCAUCUCGAGACAGGAUACCAAGAAGCCCGUACAGCGGUCGUAUAGUUUGAGGGGGAAGUUGCCGUACAGUGAUGAUUGGCAGAUCAAGGCUACAGCCAGAGUAAUGUCCUUGCUCGAGAAGGCGAAUAACAACUCACUGGGGCGCCGAAAACACAACCGAAACCUUUCCCUGGCAGAGGUUGCUGACAUUGCCAACAUGUGGAGGCACGAUAUAAACCGUCGAGGCUUGAUCAUACCCAGCAACUCCUUCUACAACAUGCGAGUGGACUACUGCGAUCUGAUUGCCGAUUUCGACGCCUGGGAGUCUAAGCUCGCCAAAUUUUGCUUCUGCCAGUAUCCGUUCUUCCUAUCGAUGGGCGCCAAAAUACAGAUUCUCGAGCAUGAUGCUAGACGACAGAUGGAGGUUCAGGCGCGGAAUGCUUUCAUUACCAACAUAUCCAACAGAACCACAAUAAGUCAGUAUAUGGUUCUCAAGGUCAGACGGGAUUGUUUGGUCGAAGACAGUCUCAAGGGCAUUAGUGAAUCGGCCGGUACCAUCGACGAUCUGAAAAAGGGGCUCAAGGUGGAGUUUGUGGGGGAAGAUGGUAUUGAUGCCGGUGGGCUGAAGAAGGAGUGGUUCCUGAUGGUGGCGCGUGAGGUUUUCGAUCCGAAUCACGGUCUUUUUCUCUAUGAAGAGGAGGCGUCCUGCAGCUACUUCAACCCUCACACGUUCGAAUCGUCCGAGGAAUUUUAUCUGGUUGGCGUCCUCUUGGGCCUUGCGAUCUACAACUCCACGAUCCUCGACGUUACACUACCCCCAUACGUUUUCCGAAAACUCAUAUAUUUUGCGCCGCAAUACGGCAAGAGUGCGGUUGAUACUCGUGCGCGGCUCACUUUCCGACGGUCUUUGGAAGACUUGGCCCCUAUCCGGCCGGCUCUGGCAGUGGGGCUGCAGCAGCUGCUCGACUUCGAGGGAGACGUCCAAGAGACGUUCUGCCGGGAUUUCGUCGCGGAGACGGAGAAGUACGGGGAAAAAAUCGUGACGCCUCUGUGUCCCGGUGGAGGGAACCGGCCCGUCACGAACGCUAACCGCAAGGAGUUCGUCGACCUGUAUCUGAAGCACAUCCUCGACACUUCGGUCAGCCGGCAAUUCGAGCCCUUCAAGCGAGGCUUCUACACGGUGUGCGGCGGUAACGCGCUGUCGCUCUUCGGGCCGGAAGAGAUCGAGCUGCUGGUGCGCGGAUCGGGCGAGGCGUUGGACGUGCAAGCGCUCAAGGCGGUCGCCAUCUACGACGGCUGGGGGGCGAGCAACCCGCCCGAGUCGGACACAGUGGUCAGAUGGUUCUGGGGAUUCUUUGAGAAGCUGUCGCCGCUCGAGCAGCGGAAGCUGCUCAGCUUCAUCACGGGCAGCGAUAGGAUCCCCGCUAUGGGCGCCACGAACCUCAUCAUCAAGGUGGUCUGUCUCGGCCAGGACUCCGAGAGGUUCCCCGUCGCCAGAACGUGCUUCAAUCAGAUCUGUCUGUGGAGAUACCGCAACAGGGCGAAGUUUGAGAGGCUGCUGUGGAGAGCGGUCACUGAGAGUGAGGGCUUUGGGCUCAAGUAG
This is a messenger RNA of Tricharina praecox, 3291 nucleotides long. Its product is annotated as putative ubiquitin-protein ligase. Gene Ontology annotation, molecular function: ubiquitin protein ligase activity. Bases 124 to 3291 code for a protein of 1055 amino acids. Lineage: Eukaryota; Fungi; Ascomycota; Pezizomycetes; Pezizales; Pyronemataceae. The record is from RefSeq and is a predicted model, not a curated record. Gene Ontology annotation, biological process: protein polyubiquitination. The transcript has 4 exons.